Molecule: messenger RNA, 1026 nt
Organism: Aureobasidium musti
Lineage: Eukaryota; Fungi; Ascomycota; Dothideomycetes; Dothideales; Saccotheciaceae
Source: the annotation of a GenBank genome assembly
ACUGGUCUAGAUAAGCUGCCUCCAGAGGUUCUUGCAACAAUUAUUGAUCAUAUUGAAACUGAAUAUGGUUGGCUCCAGUAUCCGACCGAGACCCUGCUCAGCCUGCGACUAACUUGCUCUGGAACAUGCUUGUCANNUAAACACUUUCUGCUUUACUUUGGUGACUGGUCUAUCGAUCUGGAAAGGGAGAAAGACUUGUCAAUAACCAAAGCUGUACUCGCAAGUCGCGUUCACAGAGCUGCUAUCGAGAAGAUCACCUUUGUUUACAGAGGAGAGAAACCGAGCCUUUGGCAGGUCGCACCUCUACUCAAUGAGACUCUGUGUAGUCUAAUUUCGUUGAACCGAGAAGUGGUCCUUGGAUUCGAUCCCUUUGGAUAUUCCGAGCAAAGCGAUGACAUAUCCACCGAGAAUGUUCUGGAGUUUAUCAGCAUGAUCUUAAUUGUUGUUGCAACCUCCGGGCUGAAGAUCAAGAAUAUUAGUAUCCGAGCGAGGAGAGAGGAUUGGGAUGCAUAUGAUCGUUUCUUCGGAUAUACCCUGUUCUUCGCUGAUGAAUACCACUCUACAUUCAUUGGAAUUGAUUAUGGCGAGAUUCUAGCGGAGCUUCACACAAUGAUCAGGAUUGAACGGCAGAAGUUUAUACAAGGAGCCCCACCCGAGUUGGUUGCCGAGUAUCCAGGAAUCGGAAACAUAUCGCUAGACUAUGUCCGAGCAUGUUUGAAGAUGCAAGGUCUUAAUACCUUCCACUGGCUUGAGUUCAGGGACUGGUUGAAAACAAUUGAAUGCAACGGCAUCGAGAUCAGUGGAUGUACCCUCAACCCCCAAGAACUGGAACGGGUCUUAGCACGCGCCCACAUACGCAAUCGCCCUAUACGUGCCUUGUCGAUAGUCGAUACGCGGUUGUUAAAUGGAAGCGCUCGUAGUGAUGCUGCUCUCCGUGCAACCUGCUUACACCGCCUGAUUCAAGCCAUUAGCCCUCAUGCGCAGCAGCUCGAGCACCUCCACUUUGCCAACACAUGGGGCGAUAGC